This is a messenger RNA of Drosophila nasuta, 1518 nucleotides long. Its product is annotated as aspartate aminotransferase, cytoplasmic-like. Gene Ontology annotation, molecular function: L-aspartate:2-oxoglutarate transaminase activity; pyridoxal phosphate binding. The transcript has 7 exons. The record is from RefSeq and is a predicted model, not a curated record. The coding region runs from base 96 to 1448 and encodes 450 amino acids. Gene Ontology annotation, biological process: L-aspartate biosynthetic process. Gene Ontology annotation, cellular component: cytosol. Lineage: Eukaryota; Metazoa; Arthropoda; Insecta; Diptera; Drosophilidae.
AAGUAGUUUUACAAUAGUUGUGAAAAUUAAAACAGAAUUCCAUAAAACCCAUUUUGAAAUUCAAAAUUUUGCAGUAUUUCAUUAAGAUAAAUACAAUGUUUGUGUGUGCAGCAGAGCAUUUGAUAUUCAAGCCGAAUUUCAUAUAUUUUUCAUUGCGUAAGCGAAGCUCUGGUGUUGAGUGCCCCAAGUCAGCGUUUUCUGAUGUCAAACUAGUUAUUCCGGCUGAAAUUUUCCAUUUAACAAAGCUAUAUCAGGAAGAUAAACAUGAGAAGAAAGUAAAUCUUGGUGUUGGUGCUUAUCGCACCGAAGACAAUAAGCCUCUUGUGUUGCCAAUUGUUAAGAAAUGCGAAUUUGAGGUUGUCAAUGACUUGACACUAAAUCAUGAGUAUUUGCCCAUGUCUGGUAAUCCAGAUUUUAUAAAAGUUGCCACAGAAUUGCUUUUGGGUUCAGACUGCAAAGCACUGCAAGAGAAACGCGUAGCUGCAGUACAAACGGUUUCAGGAACCAGCGCUUGUCGAUUGGCUGCUGAUUUUCUAGCUAAGCGCCUGAAGCGACGCACUGUCUUCUUUCCAGAUCCGACUUGGGAAAAUCAUGGGGAAAUCUUUAAGCAUGCCGGUUUCAAGCAGUUCAAAAAUUAUGCUUAUUGGCAUAAGAAAAGACGCCAAAUUGACAUGUCGAAACUCCUGGUGGAUCUUGCUUCGGCAACGGAAGGAUCUGUGGUUCUUCUCCAUGGUUCAGCGCACAAUCCAACGGGAAUGGAUCUGACGAAGAAGCAAUGGAAACAAGUCGCAGAAGUUAUCAAGUGCAACAACUUGUUUCCAAUAAUUGAUACCGCAUAUCAGGGAUUUGCAACUGGAGAUCCAGACCGAGAUGCUUGGGCUAUACGAUAUUUUGCCAACGAAGGCAUCGAGUUAAUGGCAGCGCAAUCGUUUUCUAAGAAUAUGGGUCUAUAUAAUGAACGUGUUGGCAGUCUGGUCACGAUUAUAAAAGAUCCAAAAUUGGUGCCAGCUUUAAUUUCAGAACAAAUGCUUUUCGUGCGCCCAAAUUACUCAAAUCCACCUGCAUUUGGCAGUCGUGUUGUUGCCAAGGUGUUGGGCGAUAAGAAAAACAAAGAGGAAUGGUUGAAAACGUUACGUGAGAUGACAGAUCGUGUUAAGACAAUGCGAAAAGAGUUGCUUCAGAAACUGCAAAAGCUGAAUACACCUGGACGAUGGGAUCAUAUCGUCAAGCAGCGUGGCAUGUUCUCAUUUACAGGUCUUAAUGAGCAACAAGUGGCGCGAUUGAUUAAGGAAAAACACAUUUAUUUGACAAGAACUGGACGCAUUAAUAUCUGUGGUUUAAAUACAAAAAAUAUUGAUUAUGUUGCUGAAUCAAUUUGUCAAAUUGUUAAAGAGUCAGCAGAAAAUGAAUGUGAUAAGCCUGAGGAAGAUAAGGUAAAAGAAAAAUGAGGAAGAUGUAAGUGAAAACCGAAAGAAUGCAUCAAAGCAGCAUAUAAUAAAAUGUGUUAGUUUUUCUCAA